AUGAAGUAUGCUCAGCUUGUUAUGGGUCCGGCGGGAAGCGGAAAGUCGACCUAUUGUUCGGUGAUUCACAAUCACUGCCAGAAUAUCGGUCGAUCGUUGAGAAUGGUGAAUCUCGAUCCGGCGUGCGAGGCAUUCAAUUAUCCGGCGGUUGUUGACAUUCGCGAUUUGAUCAGCGUCGGCGAUGUGCAAGAGGACGACGAGCUCAUUCUCGGACCAAAUGGAGCAUUAGUGUUCUGCAUGGAAUAUCUCAUCAAGAAUCUUGAAUGGCUCCACGACGAGCUCGACGAGGGCGAAGACGAUUAUUUCGUGUUCGACUGUCCCGGACAAAUCGAGCUCUACAGUCAUUUGCCGGUGAUGCGUCAGAUUGUCGACGCGCUUCGCUCGUGGGACUUCAACGUGUGCUCGGUGUUCCUCAUCGACACCAAUUUUGUGCUCGAAGCUGAAAAAUUCAUCUCGGGAGCUCUAACCGCGUUGUCGGCGAUGAUCUCCAUCGAGACGCCGACUGUCAAUGUGCUCACCAAAUUGGAUUUGUUGUCGGAGAGAAAUAAGCAAUUGGUCGAUGAAUUCCUCGAGACGGACACGCGAAGCAUCGUCGACAUGGAUCAGAACGUGUGGAACGCGCGUCAUCGAAAUUUGACGCGCGCGAUCGCGCAAGUCCUCGAGGACUACUCGAUCGUCAAAUUUGUGCCGCUCAACAGCGAGGACGAGGAGAGCAUCGAGCAACUAUUGCUCACAAUCGACACUUGUAUUCAGUAUGGCGAAGACCUCGAGGUCAAGGAUAAUUAUCCUGAAGAGCGCGAUGAGGAGGAUGAAUGA
This is a messenger RNA of Caenorhabditis bovis, 816 nucleotides long. NCBI's taxonomy places the organism in Eukaryota, Metazoa, Nematoda, Chromadorea, Rhabditida, Rhabditidae. The record is from the annotation of a GenBank genome assembly.